This is a messenger RNA of Cordyceps militaris CM01, 768 nucleotides long. Its product is annotated as DNA replication complex GINS protein (Psf2), putative. Bases 1 to 768 code for a protein of 255 amino acids. Gene Ontology annotation, cellular component: nucleus; GINS complex. NCBI's taxonomy places the organism in Eukaryota, Fungi, Ascomycota, Sordariomycetes, Hypocreales, Cordycipitaceae. The record is from RefSeq and is a predicted model, not a curated record. The transcript is spliced from 2 exons. Gene Ontology annotation, biological process: DNA replication; double-strand break repair via break-induced replication.
AUGGCUCUUCCGUUGCCCAGCGGCCUGGUUCCCAGUGAGGUUGCCUUCCUAUGUGAAAUGGAGCUCGUCACAGUCGUUCCGCGGCAACGGCUGGACAGCAUUGAGCUUCUCGCAGGCCCUACACCGGCUCUCCGGCCGCCGAGACGAAGCAACAUUCCGCUGUGGCUCGCCAUUGUGCUGAAGAAGCAGCGCCGCGCCAACAUUGUGGCCCCGGCCUGGCUGCACCCGGCGUCCCUGCGCGACGUGCUCCAGCAGGAGACCACCAUCGACCCCAAGGGCUGGGCGCCGCCGCCGCCGCCGCCGGUCCGCGCUGACGGGCGCGGCAACGCCCGCCGCAUCAACAGCCGCGACGACGCCGACGAGACGGUGCUGUCGCCGCCGUUCCUGCCGUCCUGCACGGCCGACGCGCCGUCGGGCGCCCUCCCGUACCACUGGUACGAGCUCGCCGAGAUGCUGCUCACGCACGCCGCCGACGACGUGCCCGCCGCGUCCGAGGUCCGUCUGCUGCUGCGCGACCUGCAGGAGGUGCGCGGCUCCAAGAUGCGCGCCAGCACGGCCCAGCUCGACGCCGGCAUCGACGCCGUCAUGAGCUUGCGCGGCAUCGGCGCCAUGGAGCUCGCGGAGAGCAGGGGCUUCCUGACCGCCGUCGUCGAGGGCGUCAGGAAACUCGGCGCGAGCGCGGAGAUGACGCGCAGAGAGGAGGAGGAGGAGGAGCGUGGCGGCGCGGGGGCUGACGACGACGGCAGCGAUGAUGACAUGGGACUGUAA